Beauveria bassiana ARSEF 2860 is the source of this 6957-nucleotide messenger RNA. Its product is annotated as Myosin. The coding region runs from base 1 to 6957 and encodes 2318 amino acids. Gene Ontology annotation, cellular component: cytoplasm; actin cytoskeleton; myosin complex. Lineage: Eukaryota; Fungi; Ascomycota; Sordariomycetes; Hypocreales; Cordycipitaceae. The transcript is spliced from 3 exons. Gene Ontology annotation, biological process: vesicle transport along actin filament; actin filament organization. Gene Ontology annotation, molecular function: ATP binding; microfilament motor activity; actin filament binding. The record is from RefSeq and is a predicted model, not a curated record.
AUGAAGAAUGGGCGGAGAGACUCACGAAGCGGCACUCCCACCUCCGGUACAUUUGCACCUGCUUUCAUUAAAACGGAGGAGAUGAUGCGCGGCUACGACACUGUCAAAGGCAUUGAAGGCGAAAAUGACUUUUCCGGCAAGCGAUACGUGUGGCUAAAGGAUCCCGAGGAAGCCUUUGUCAAAGGAUGGGUCGUAGAGGAUAAGCCAGGUGGCAAACUACUCGUUCAGCUCGAUGACGGCAGUCGACGAGAAGUUGAUGCUGAAAGCUUUGACAAGGUCAAUCCUACGAAAUUCGACAAAGCUAAUGACAUGGCUGAGCUCACGCAUCUAAACGAAGCCUCUGUGGUGCACAACCUCCGCAUCCGAUACCAGUCAGACCUCAUUUACACAUACUCAGGCCUCUUCCUGGUCACUGUGAAUCCAUACUGUCCAUUACCCAUAUACACAAACGAGUACGUCAAUAUGUACCGAGGAAGAAGCCGAGAGGACACGAAGCCACACAUCUUUGCUGUUGCAGAUGAAGCGUUCCGCCAUUUGGUCGAAGAAGGCUCCAAUCAGAGCAUUUUAGUUACCGGUGAAUCUGGAGCUGGUAAAACCGAAAACACGAAAAAGGUCAUUCAGUACCUUGCUGCUGUGGCGCAGUCCGAUUCCGCGAACAAAAAUCGCGGACAGCAUGCUAACCUAUCGCAACAAAUCCUUCGCGCCAACCCAAUUCUCGAAGCUUUCGGUAACGCGCAGACUGUUCGAAAUCACAAUUCAUCUCGCUUCGGCAAAUUCAUCCGAAUCGAGUUCAACCGCAACGGCGCAAUUACCGGCGCGCACAUAAAUUGGUACUUGCUCGAAAAGUCCAGAGUUGUUCGUAUCAACGGCCAAGAACGUAACUACCAUAUCUUCUACCAGCUUCUCAAGGGAGCAAAUUCCCGCAUCAAGAAGGAGUUCAUGCUUGAUGGCUGUGACACGAGCGACUUUUCAUACACUCGUGAUGGCAACGACAGUAUUGUCGGAGUUUCAGACACGGAAGAGUGGGAUACCCUUAUGGAGGCCUUCCAAGUCAUGGGAUUCUCCGAGCAGGAUCAAUUGUCUAUUUUGCGAACUAUUGCGGCUGUUUUGCAUCUCGGCAAUGUCGAGGUCAAGAAGGAGAGCCGAAGCGCAGACCAGGCUUCGCUUUCUGCAGACGCAAAAGCGCAGGUUGCCAAAGUCUGUAAGCUUCUUGGUGUGCCCGUGGAGCCCUUUAUCCGCGGUCUGUUGCAUCCCAAGGUCAAAGCCGGGCGUGAAUGGGUGGAAAAGGUGCAGACCCCCGAACAGGUUCGUCUUGCGCUUAAUGCGCUAGCCAAGGGUAUCUACGAGCGCGGCUUUGGCGACUUGGUUUCUCGAAUCAACCAUCAACUUCAUAGCUCCGGCAUGGGACCUGACGAAUCACACUUCAUUGGUGUUCUUGAUAUCGCUGGUUUCGAGAUUUUCGACCACAACAGCUUUGAGCAACUGUGCAUCAACUACACAAACGAAAAGCUACAGCAAUUCUUCAACCAUCACAUGUUUGUGCUGGAGCAGGAAGAGUAUGCUAAGGAACAGAUCGAGUGGCAAUUCAUCGAUUUUGGUCGAGACUUGCAGCCAACGAUUGACCUCAUUGAACUCUCUAACCCUAUUGGUAUAUUUUCUUGCCUCGAUGAGGACAGCGUUAUGCCCAAGGCUACCGAUAAGACUUUCACUGAGAAGCUCAACUCUCUGUGGGAAAAGAAGACUCCCAAGUACCGACCUUCCAGACUGGGCGCGGGCUUCAUUCUUACCCACUAUGCCGCAGAAGUCGAAUAUGAUACCACCGGCUGGCUUGAGAAGAACAAAGACCCUCUCAACGACAACGUCACACGACUACUUGCGAGUUCGAGUGACAAGCAUAUCGCCGCACUGUUUGCCGACUGCGCUGACCCAGAUGAUGAGAUUGCCAGCAGCCGCAACCGUGUCAAGAAGGGCUUGUUUCGAACCGUCGCCCAACGCCACAAGGAGCAGCUUCACAACCUGAUGAACAAGCUGCACUCUACACAUCCUCACUUUGUCCGAUGUAUUCUUCCCAACCACAAGAAGCGCCCCAAGACGUUCAGCAACCUUCUUGUUUUGGACCAACUACGCUGCAACGGUGUGCUUGAGGGAAUUCGAAUCGCUCGCACUGGAUUCCCUAAUCGAUUGUCAUUUGAUGAGCUUCGCCAGAGAUACGAAGUUCUUUGCUCCAACAUGCCCAAGGGUCAUCUGGAUGGCCAGACUGCUGCCACGAUUAUGCUUGAAAAGCUUGCUCUGGACAAGGCUCUCUACCGUGUUGGUCUCACAAAGGUCUUUUUCCGUGCUGGCGUCUUGGCCGAAUUGGAAGAGCGGCGUGAUGCCCUGAUCACCGAGAUAAUGUCACGGUUUCAGUCGGUUGCGCGAGGCUUUAUCCAGCGACGUGCGGCAUACAAGCGACUCUUCCGGACGGAGGCUACCAGAAUCAUUCAAAGAAACUUCAACGUCUAUCUCGACCUUGUAGAAAACCCCUGGUGGCAUCUUAUUGUAAAGAUGAAGCCUUUGCUUGGGUCUACAAGAACAGCUUCUGAAGUGAAGAAAAGAGACAUGAUGAUUCAGCAGCUGAAUGAAAAGAUGCGCCUCGAGCUAGAAAGCAAAACUAAGCUCGAAGAAGAACGCCGCAAUUGCUUUACUGAGAUUGCGCGCGUCCAGCAGACUCUGGAGAGUGAGCGAGCGCUCGCGUUAGACAAGGAGGAAAUUUUCAAGCGACUUCAAAAGCGGGAGGCUGAGCUUGAAGAGAAGCUCUCAGGUGCUUUGGAGGAUCAGGAACGCCUGGAGGAUGAGCUUGAUGAGAUCAUGGAAGCCAAAGUGCGCGCCGAAGAAGACCUCGAAAGGCACCGCACCCAACUUGCUCAGGCUGCUAGCUUGAUCGCGAAGCUAGAAGAUGAGAAGAAGACGCUCUUGGCACGUUCUGUUGAGCUCGAGCAAUCAUUCAACGACAUUUCACAGCAGCAGUCUGAACGUUCAAAGCAGGAAGAAGCUCUCGAGCGCGAGAUCAAGAUGCUACAGAGUCAAUUGUCCCUCAAGGACCGCAAAGCACAAGAUCUGGAGAGCAAGCUUCUCAAGCUGGAUCAAGAAGUACAAGUAAAGCUUCAUGAGACACAAAAAGAACUUGAUCUUGCAAAGACUCGCGAAGCGCGCGUCAUUCGAGAGAAUAAGGACAUCCAAAAGCAGCUUGCACAGCUCUCCAAGACUUCUACCGAGUACGAGGAUCUCGUUCGCGACAAGGAAAGCGAGCUUUCACUCCUCCGUAGUGACAAGAGACAAUUCGAAUCCGAGCGUCGCGGCUUCGAGGCGCAAAAGAAGGCUUUGACCGGUGACAUUGAAAAGACUACUGCCAAGUCUCGGGAAAUUCAGGCCGAGCUCGUUGCGCUGAAAUCGAAGCACUCUCAGCUUGAAAAAGAGUCUGAGGACGCCAAGAAUCUGCUUGAGGCACGUCUAUCUCAAGAUGCGCAAGCCGACAAGACCAGACAACAGCUCGAGUCUCAAAUCAAGAACCUCAAAGAAGAACUGUAUCAAACGCAGAUGGAUCUGAGCCGAGAGAGACAGUCUCGUGACGACGUCCUGCUCUUGGGCGAGCAUAAAUAUCACGCUCUCAAGGACGAGUUUGACAACCUCAAUGAGUCCAAAAUUAUCAUUGAAAAGGAGCUCUAUGUACAGCAAGAUUCCCUGCGAAGGCAUGUAGAAACUCGCAAGGUCGUUGAGCAGGAGCGCGACGAAGCCCGCAUCGAAAUCCGCAAACUACGUGCGGCCAAGGCGGAGAUGGAAGAAGCCCGCGUUCUUGCAGAGGAGAAACGUGAACUUGAAGCAGCUAAGGCAGCCAAGGAUCGCGAAGCCAGUCUACAACGAGACCUCGAUGCCGCCCACUCUCGCCUUGAGUGGUUCGAGACUGAAUGUGCCAAGCUCACUCGCCACAUUGAAGGCCUCAACAAGACAAUGCUUGCUUCUGGCGAUUUUGGACUGAAGAAUGAUCAGGCCAAGGAACGCAUGGAGCGUGAGCUAACUACUGUCAAGAGCCGGCUUGCGGCAUCGGAGAAUGACAACCGAGCCCUGUUAAACAAGCUGCAGCAAAAGGGUCUCGAGAUCGCUCGAUCGACCUCCAAGGCAAGCGAUGCGUCUCGUGGGCAAGUUCUAUCUCUCCAGAAAGAAAAAACGAGACUGGAAGAGCAUAAUGCUGUUCUUGACAGACAACUGGGCGAGGCUCAAGUUACCAUUGCUUCGCUAGAAAAGAGGACAGAAAAACUGCAGCUCGACUUGGAAGAUCUCAACCACGAAGUUGCGCGUGAAGUCAAGUCAAGCCGCAACGCCGAAAAGGCCUCAUCCAACUUUACUGCGCAGCUUGCCGAAGCCAACCGCACGGUGGAAUCCGAGAGACAGCUGCGCACGCAAGCUCAGUCGACUGUGAGGACGUUGCAGGCAUCUUUGUCAUCCCGCGACCGCGAGCUUGAGGAUCUUCGCGAGCAGAUGCUCAAGAUUCUCAAGACGGUCGAUCCUGAGGCCACACCCUCCAUCAUGGAUGGGGCGAGCGAGCGUGGCAUCGCAGUCAAUUUUGACCUAGCCCGCAAGGUUGAAGAGCUGCAGCAAAAUCUACGCGCUCAGACUGCAGCACGUUCCAACGCCGAGUCUCAGUUGUCUGAGCUUCGCGCCUCGCGGGGCGAUCCCAACCGCCCCAAGCUGGAGGAGAUUCACCUCAACGAAGCUCCGUUCAAUGGCUCGCCUACGCAAAGGAAGUCCAAGGCGCGAAGAGUUUCCAACACGACAACGCCAACGCGUCGCAACCAGCAGCCCGAGUUUGAACUUCAGGACUCUGUUCGCUCUGACAAAACCGCCGAUACUGCGCUGUUGAACAACCGUAUGGAUAUGAAGGCAGAAGUUGAAGAACUUCACAACCAGCUUCAGCUAAGAGACAUGCAAAACCGACACCUGCAAAGUCAGCUCGACCGCGCAACUCCUGGCCCCGACAACAACUACGAUGAGCAGAAUCCGUCCAUGCGUCGCAUGCAAAAACUCGAAAAGGCCAACAGUCGUCUACACGACCUCUUGGACGACUCUGCUCGCAAGGUGUCUACUCUCGAGAAAAAUAUUCGCACUGGCGAGCUGUCCUUGCGUGAUAUCCAGGCUCGGACCCAUGAGGAGUUGCUCGACGCUUUCAACAACCAAGAAGAGUCUCGCCGCUCGCUGCUUCACAGUCAUAAGGAUGCUGUAGCGGAGCUCACUGACGUCAAGUCUCACUUUGAUAAGAUGCGCCACGACCGCGCCAAGCUGGAAGUCGAAGUGCGCGACGUCAAGUCGGAUCUGCAUGAGAUGACACAGGCCCGAGAGCAAGAGGCACAGAGCCGCAGUCAGCUACUUCAAGAAUACACCGAUCUCCAAAUUCGCCUCGACGCAGAAAGCGCUAGACUAGCAGACGUGACCUCGAGUCUCGAGACUUACAAGUCGCGCGCUGACGAGUACUUUGGCAAGUUAGAGCAAGCUGAGAUCUCUGUCCUCAAGGCUACUCGCGCCGAGCAGUUUGCCAAGUCUCAGGCUAGGGAAGCCGAAGAUUCUUUGGCUGAGACCAUGGCCGAGCGCCAGAAACUCGAUAACCAGAUUGAGGACCUGCAGAGACAGAAUCAGCGUCUUGAUGAAAAGGUUGAGGACAUUUCAACCGAUUUGGAAGCGGCAUUGCAAGCCAAGAAGCGCCUCCAGCAUGAGCUCGAAGAUUAUCGUAGCCAGCGCGCCAUGGACAUUGAGGACAAAGAAUCCAGCAUGGAGCAGACUCGCAAGAAGUAUCAGGCUGAGUUUGCUACCCUGACCAAGGAACUUGAUCUUGCCCGCGAGGAAAAGCUGUACAAGCAGACUGAGAUUACCAGACUUCGAGAAGAGCUUGAUGAUCUUCGAUCCAAGUGGGACGACGAGGUCUUGAACAGCUCUACUUGGUCCAAGGAAAAGGCGCGCAUGGAGGCCACUCUGUCCGAUGUAUCUGCUUCGCGCGAGGAAGCUGCCAAUGCGCAUAGCGAGGCUCAGGGCAAGGUCGUAUCUUUACUGUCGCAGGUACGCACGCUGCGAACCAGCGUCGAUGAAAUUACCGCCGAACGCGAUCGCCUGAUGCGCGAGAAGCGCAGCGUGGAGAGCCGUCUUGAGGAAGCCAAGGCUGGCCUCGACGGUCUCGCUCGCGGCGAUAGUGCCUCGCUGCGAGAUGCUGCCAACAUGGACAAGGAGAUUCUCGAGCUCAAGUCGAACUUGGCUAAGCAAGAGGAUGUUGCCACGGCUGCAGUGGAAAAGAUGCGCCGUUCAGAGGCUUUGGUGGCCGAGAUGCAAAAGGAAGUCGUCAUGGAGCGUGAGAACAAUGCUUCCGUGCUCUCGCAAAAGGCAGCCGUAGAGCGCACACUCAAUGAGGCCCAGCUGAAGCUGGUGGAUCUAGAGACGAAGGGAUUCUCGAGCGCCAGCCAGGAUAUCAAGUUUUUGCACAGGAGAAUUCAAGAGCUUGAAUCACAACUCGAGAAACACGAGACGGAGAAGUCGCAGUCGCAGCGAUCAACACGCAACGUAGAUCGUGCCGUCAAGGACCUGCAGGGCCAGGUCGAACGGAAAGACCGACAAAACGCGCAGCUUUCAGAAGACGUCAGCCGGAUGCGCGAAAAGGUCGACAAGCUUCUGAAGACGAUCGACGAACUGCAGGCGUCCGAGUCGGCGAUUCAGCUUUCAACGCGACGCGCAGAACGCGACCUGCGGGAGGAGAAGGAAAAGACAUUGCGCCUGGAGCGCGAGGUGGAUAGUUUGAAGGCGUUCAAAAGCGGUGGAAGCCUCAAGCUCAAGACGAGUGGGAGCAUUCGCAGCAGGAUCAAUGCAUUGGGAGUGAUAGAGGACGAAGACGAAGACUCAAGCCUGAGUCGCGCACCAAGCUUGACCAAGGGCUUCAUCUGA